Molecule: messenger RNA, 1030 nt
Organism: Plectropomus leopardus (leopard coralgrouper)
Lineage: Eukaryota; Metazoa; Chordata; Actinopteri; Perciformes; Serranidae
Source: RefSeq, a predicted model, not a curated record
UCCGUCCGCUCACAUGAUUGAAUUUGAUAAAUGUUUGGAUCAGAUGUUUUAACGCUGUGAUUUUUCUUCAGUUACUAUAAAGGCAUCAGACAGAUGGUUCCAGUCAGCGACCAGGACAUGAACACACACCUCGCUGAGGUGUCCAGGCAACACACAGACAAGCUGAACACCCAGUUGGCCUUACAUCAGCUGUACCAGUAUGCCAGCAAGUACUACGAUGUGAUCAUCCAGUCACUGGACGAGGACCCAGCAGCCCAGAAUAAACAGCUCACCCUCCGCCUCCAGCAGAUCGCCGCCGCCCUGGAGAACAAGGUCACUGACCUUUGACCUCUGGCCUCUUGGCGGGGUCGGGGGGGACGAGCUAACGGCUACUAAAACACAAGAUGUUUUGCAUUUAAGGACUCAAAGGAAGACGAGCUCACGGACUCUACCGAAUGUUAGGACUGAAGUGGGAGGGGCUAGUGGAGCCACAGGAAGCUGUUGACCAUAUAAGGACUGAAGGGGGUGGAGUUAUGGGACUCCAGGAGGCGUGAGGAACAGAGAUUUUGGACAAAUUAAGUGCUAGAAAAAGCCCAGAGUCGUGGAAACUGACGUGCUGAUGUCUGCUAUAGUUGUUUGGCGUAUUUCUACUUGGCGUCCUGAAACAAAAAGCGCAGAGGGAUGCAAAACGGCGACCGUAAUGUGGCUGCAGAUGGGAGCUGUGUGAAAUGAAAGGGUUAUUUUUUUGAAAGGCGUUGGGUAUAUGUGAUCCUCCGAGUUAGCUGUUUCUGCGUUUGGCUUUGCACCACAAAAUUGAAUUGUUCCACAGAAGGACCGAAGAAGAAAAAGUGCCACACGAGAAAUGAAGAUUUUUUUGAUGAUUGAAGAAUAUACGUGAAGUUAUGAGAUAUUACCAAAUAAUUUCUUUUUGCCUUUUUUGGAAGUUCGGAUCGGAAGCACAGCUGCUCCAGGACGCUUUGUGACCACUUCUUUUUUUUUCGUAUUACAGCAAUGUCUAUGAACUGUGGAUGUGAAGGUGAAUUUACCUGAU